Messenger RNA from Podospora pseudocomata, 2745 nucleotides. It is a transcript of the gene DPS1, whose product is annotated as aspartate--tRNA ligase dps1. Bases 1 to 2745 code for a protein of 914 amino acids. Gene Ontology annotation, biological process: aspartyl-tRNA aminoacylation. The transcript has a single exon. Gene Ontology annotation, molecular function: RNA binding; ATP binding; aspartate-tRNA ligase activity. NCBI's taxonomy places the organism in Eukaryota, Fungi, Ascomycota, Sordariomycetes, Sordariales, Podosporaceae. The record is from RefSeq and is a predicted model, not a curated record. Gene Ontology annotation, cellular component: aminoacyl-tRNA synthetase multienzyme complex; cytosol; cytoplasm.
AUGUCGCCAGGCAGCUUCAAAAAGCCUCUCUUGGCUCUGAAUCGCCUCAUCGGCCACCAGUCGGCAAAGAAUCACAUGACCAAGCCCAAAAUUGGCAACAUUGCUGCUCUUGACAGUGAACGCGAGGAGAAGAAAUUGAAGAAGGCCCUUGAGCAACGCGUCAAGCAAGACGAAAAGGAGGAGGAGCGACGUUCUUUUCAACAGCGCCGCAAAGAGGAGGAAGAACGCGCCCUUUCUACCGACCCCCCUGAGAUUGCGGCGCGAUAUGGCACCAAGACUAGCGAUGUUCUGGUGGAAACCGACUCCGUGCAGCGCCUUGCCGCCAACCCCGAUAAUGCCGGCAAACAGAUCGAGUUCAUCGCGAGAAUACACCACACACGUUCCCUCAGCUCCAAGCUAGCCUUCAUUGUGUUCCGCGAACAGAUUGAGACGAUACAAGGUGUGGUAGCCUACAAGGAGGGCCACAUCACCGAAAACUUUGUUCGAUGGGCCGAGCAUCUGAUGACUGAGAGUCAUGUCCACGUCAAGGGCACACUGCAGAGGCCACCAGAGGAGGUCAAGGGGUGCUCCAUCCACGACCUCGAGGUGCUUGUUGAGAGCAUGCACCUGGUUGUUCCUGUGAAGGAACACUUGCCAGUUGAUGUCUUCUCCAUCGACCAUGUUGAGAUGGACGAGGAGUCUCACCAGCUCGAAUCCUUGGCCUCCACCAGAGUCAGAGUAGCCAACCGUCUCGCCUACCUCAGAACACCUACCGCCCAGUCCAUCUUCCGCAUCAACAGCGGCAUCUGCAGCAUCUUUCGUUCGGUGCUCGAGGGCCAUGGCUUCAUCGAGAUUCACACACCCAAGCUCAUGCCUGCCGCCACAGAGUCGGGCGCUGAGGUCUUCAAGGUUAACUAUUUUGGACGCACUGCCUUCCUGGCCCAGAGCCCGCAGCUCUCCAAGCAGCUGAGCAUCUCGGCAGACUUUGGCCGCGUGUUUGAGAUUGGCCCCGUGUUCCGUGCCGAAGACAGCAACACGCAUCGCCAUCUGACGGAGUACACUGGGUUGGAUUUGGAGAUGGCCAUCAACAGUGACUACCACGAAGCCUUGAACAUUAUCGACGACAUGAUGAAGAGCAUCUUCAAGGGUAUCUACACGCGUUUCCGCAGAGAGAUUGAGACCAUCAAGACUAGGUUCCCCCAUGAGGAUCUCGUCUGGCUGGAGAAGACCCCAGUUUUUACCUUCAAGGAGGCCAUCGCUUUGUUGAACGAGUCCGGCUGGACCGACGACCAUGGAAAGCCGGCUUCCGAGCUUGAAGACCUCAGCACGCGCGCUGAGAUCCGUCUUGGCGAGGUCAUCAAGAAGAAGUAUAAUACCGAUUAUUACAUCAUCGACAAGUUCCCUGCUUCUGUCCGCCCCUUUUACACCCAUCCCGACGAAGAGGACCCGCGGUUCACCAACUCAUUCGACAUAUUCCUGCGCGGUCAGGAGAUUACGACCGGUGGACAGCGCAUCCACAAGCCGGAUGUCCUCGUCGAGCGCAUGAAGAAGGCGGGCAUUGAGCCAUUUGGCAUGCAGGAGUACCUCCAGGGCUUCGAGUAUGGCGUGCUCCCUCACGCAGGCUGCGGUAUCGGUCUUGAGCGCAUCAUCUUCCUGAUGCUCAGCCUGGGAGACAUCCGCAACGCCUCGCUCUUCCCCCGCGAUCCCAAGUCACUUCCUGAGCAAAAGGCUGAAGUUGUGCGCCUUCCUCACCCCGAAGCCGACACGAUCCGCUACGCUUACGACUUCGAGCACGGCUACCCCAACCUCGAGAUGCCCACGGUUGAGAAGCUUAUUGCCAAUUAUGGUGAUGCCACGAACACGUCCUGGCUUGAUGAUCGGUACCACGUCUGGCGGCAUGAGCCCACGGGAGCCGCAAUUGGCUACGCUGAAGAGAACGGCUACGCUCUCGUGAUGGGCAAUCCCCUGUGUGACCCACGUCAGUACAACAUUGUCAUUCGUGACUUUUUGAAGCACAUGCGCAAGCAAAAGGACCUCCGACCCCUGUGGCUAUUGGUUUCUGCGGAAAUUGAAGAGAUCCUUGGGUCGAAGCUCGGCUGGCGCACGUUGAGCUGCGUGGCCGAAGAGCGUGUCACCAUCGCCGAUGCGAAAAAGGUGGCCAAGAAGGAGCGCCAGGCAGAAGACGCCGGUGUCAUCAUCAAGGAGCAGCCCAUCGACGAGCCCGUCCCCGAGGAGCUGCGCAAGAGGAUCGACAAGAGGAUUGAAGACUGGAAGGCCGGCCGUACGGGUAGACAGGUUCACAUCACCGAGGUCAGACCCUGGGUCGACAUGGAGCACAGGCGCUAUCUCUGGGCCGAGACCAAAGAAGGGGAGAUUGCAGCCUUCUGCGUGCUCCAUAAGUUGUCGCCGCAGAACGGGUACCAGAUCAAGUUUGCUCUGGACUUCCCCGACUCCCCCAACGGCACGAUCGAGGCGCUCAUCUCGGCCUCGAUCCAAAUGUUGGCCAAGGCCGGCAUUCAUCAUGUCACGUUUGGCGCGGGAGCCCUGCCCGAGAUGGUCACUGGUGGAAACCUGGAUGGCAUCCGGGCCAAGAUCCUGAGCAAGACUUACAGGACGGUUGCGCAGCAGCUGAGACUGGUGCAGAAGAGCGAGUUCAGAGAAAAGUUUGGUACGAAGAACGACUUGGUGUAUAUUUGCUAUCCCUUUAUGGGGCUGGGUGUCAGUGGGACGAGAACUUUGAUUAAGUUCUUUGAGGAUGAGAUGUAA